AUAAAAUUAAUCAAAGCAAUUAAUGCAUCACUCGCCAAAAGCGUCUCGGCAGUGGCAGAGAUGUCUGCCAAGAGAGUCGCCGUCGUUGGUGCCGGUCCCUCGGGUUUGGCCGCGGCCAGACACUUUUCUGCGGACUCGUCCUUUGAGUGUCAUGUUUACGAACAGGGAAGCGACCUUGGUGGUACUUGGGUGUUAUCAGAACACGUCGGAAAUGAACCAGAUGGACGGCCCGUCCACUCAAGCAUGUACAAGAAUCUCAGAACGAAUUUGCCAAAGGAAAUAAUGAGCUUCCCUAGAUUCCCUUUUGAUGAUAAGCUGGGAACUUUUUUAAGUUGUGAAGAGGUACUGGAAUAUUUGCAUAAAUUUGCGGAUCAUUAUGGAUUGCGAAAAAUGAUGAGGUUUGACCAUCUUGUUUGUGAAAUAAAACCAUUAAAUCCCAGCGAGUCACUUACUAUUUGGGAAUUGAGAAUCCGAGAUCUAAAAGGAGAAGUGGAAUUUGUACAACAUUAUGACGCGGUUGUCGUAGCAAAUGGGCACAACAGUGAGCCUUACUGGCCGCAAUUUGACGGAUUGGAGAUGUACGAAGGCAAAAUUUUGCACAGCCACGAUUACAGAGACGCUGCCAAUUAUAAAAAUGAGGAUUUGCUCAUCAUCGGCGGCUCCUUUUCCGCUCUAGAUAUUUUGCUGCAAGUUGCAAAACACGCCACUCAUGUCACAAUUAGUCACCACUUGAAGGAAUUGAAAGUGAAAAUACCUGAAAAUGUGACAGAAGUGUCGGACGUUUUGAAAUUUGAUCAAGACAAAGUGCAUUUUACAGACGGUCAGAGUCGCAAGUUUGAUACCGUCAUUAUGUGUACAGGUUUUAAUUACGCUUUUCCGUUUCUACACCCUGGAUGCAAAAUUACAACUUGCGGAUAUGGAGUGGAGCCUCUUUACAAGCACUUCAUCAACAUAGAGCACCCAACAAUGUGCCUCCUGGUCUUGGCAAACCACGUGUCACCCCUUCAACUUGCCGAUUUAGAAGUCCGUUUCUUCAAAAAACUGCUGUUGGGGGAGAGCGCCCUUCCAAGCAAAUCAGAAAUGUACGAAGAAUUGAAAAAGGACCAGAAAAUGCGUAAAGAGAAACUAGGCCUCGGACCGAGACACGCUCACAAAAUGGGAUGUCUACAAAAAAAGCACUAUGAUGAUUUGGCCAACACGGCCGGAAUGGAAGGCGUUCAUCCGGACAUCGCCAACUACAUUCUAAAGGCGCAGGACGACUUCUGCGUGUUGAGCUCGCAGUGCAGUGAAUGACUCCGUGUGUCUUACUCACAAACAUACUUUAUGUGGAGAACGUUGAACUUUGGAUAAAUAAAUUAGAUAACAGUCCCAAGGGCAUACGAGUCCGAUUUCUCAAAAAUACACUCCUGCUUUCUUUUCCGU
Messenger RNA from Neocloeon triangulifer, 1422 nucleotides. RefSeq names its product senecionine N-oxygenase-like. NCBI's taxonomy places the organism in Eukaryota, Metazoa, Arthropoda, Insecta, Ephemeroptera, Baetidae. The record is from RefSeq and is a predicted model, not a curated record. The coding region runs from base 61 to 1293 and encodes 410 amino acids. Gene Ontology annotation, molecular function: NADP binding; N,N-dimethylaniline monooxygenase activity; flavin adenine dinucleotide binding. The transcript is spliced from 8 exons.